Molecule: messenger RNA, 2985 nt
Organism: Nycticebus coucang (slow loris)
Lineage: Eukaryota; Metazoa; Chordata; Mammalia; Primates; Lorisidae
Gene: SIX3
Product: SIX homeobox 3
Exons: 4
Coding region: 608-1735 (375 amino acids)
Biological process (GO): brain development; regulation of transcription by RNA polymerase II; eye development
Cellular component (GO): transcription regulator complex; nucleus
Molecular function (GO): RNA polymerase II cis-regulatory region sequence-specific DNA binding; DNA-binding transcription factor activity, RNA polymerase II-specific
Source: RefSeq, a predicted model, not a curated record
GAAAAUGAGAGGUCCCGCAACAUCCGUUGCAGGAUGGGGUCCCGACCUUGGCUUUUUGGACCUAGGGACCUGGCAUCUCACCAAGUCUGGAAUCCAGAUGGGUCGCGGAGGAGGGAGAGAGGGAUGGUGAGGAAGUUGGGUUGGUACAAGAUGGAAAUGGAGAUACAAAGAGGGAAGAAAAAUAAACAAGACGAGAUGGGGUUGUGGAGAUUGUUCAGGAUGGGAUGGGGAUGGAGUUGCGGCUGCCUCGGAGAGCUCCGGUUUUUCACCCUGCUACAGAGAGGUGCGUCUGACUGCGCCGGAUGCCUCCCCCCAAAUAAAGCUAAUGAUGUAGUAAUUUAGGAGGGGGUGAGGGGCUGGGCAAAGGAGGGAGGGGAGAGGGUGGGGAACGCAUGCCCCCCGAGCGAAGACAAACCGCUGCGGAAACGCUGCCCGAGGCUCAGGCUUCCCAACAGGUUAGCUGUACCGAGAUCCACUCGGCUUUUCGCAGGAGGGAGGGGAGUGCAGAGCGAGAGGGGGAGAGAGCCUCACCAGAGGACAGAGGGAGGGAGGGAGAGAGAGAGCAGCCAGAGAGCGCACAGCGCGGCUUAAGACCAGAGACUUACUAAUGAAUAUUUAUCCACCGCUGCUUCAUGCUCCCGGCUUCCCUUACCUUUCUGCAGGUCAGUCCAUGGUAUUCCGCUCCCCCCUAGACCUCUAUUCCUCCCACUUCUUGUUGCCAAACUUCUCCGAUUCUCACCACCGCUCCCUACUUCUGGCGAGUAGCGGCUGCGGGAACGGCGCGGGAGGCGGCGGCGGCUGCGGGAACGGCGCGGGAGGCGGCGGUGCUGGCGGAGCAGGCGGCGGCGGCGGCGGCUCCAGGGCCCCCCCGGAAGAGUUGUCCAUGUUCCAGCUGCCCACCCUCAACUUCUCGCCGGAGCAGGUGGCCAGCGUCUGCGAGACGCUGGAGGAGACCGGCGACAUCGAGCGGCUGGGCCGCUUUCUCUGGUCGCUGCCGGUGGCCCCCGGGGCGUGCGAGGCCAUCAACAAACACGAGUCUAUCCUGCGCGCGCGCGCUGUGGUCGCCUUCCACACCGGCAACUUCCGCGACCUCUACCACAUUCUGGAGAACCACAAGUUCACUAAGGAGUCCCACGGCAAGCUGCAGGCCAUGUGGCUCGAGGCUCACUACCAGGAGGCCGAGAAGCUGCGCGGCCGCCCACUCGGCCCGGUGGACAAGUACCGCGUGCGCAAGAAGUUCCCGCUGCCGCGCACCAUCUGGGACGGCGAGCAGAAGACCCAUUGCUUCAAGGAGCGGACUCGGAGCCUGCUGCGGGAGUGGUAUCUGCAGGAUCCCUACCCUAACCCUAGCAAGAAACGCGAACUGGCGCAGGCCACCGGCCUCACUCCCACACAAGUAGGCAACUGGUUUAAGAACCGGCGGCAGCGCGACCGCGCCGCGGCGGCCAAGAACAGCUUCCCUGUUUUCUCUUCCCCUGAUCCUGCGCCCUGCCUAGGGAUCCAGAAAGAAAAGCUGGUCGGUUUUACCCGGAAGAUGGGAGGGCUCCAGCACCAGGCCAUUGGACCGAGCGGCAUGCGCUCGCUGGCCGAGCCCGGCUGCCCCACGCACGGCUCGGCAGAGUCGCCGUCCACGGCGGCCAGCCCGACCACCAGCGUGUCCAGCCUGACGGAGCGCGCGGACACCGGCACCUCCAUCCUCUCGGUAACCUCCAGCGACUCGGAAUGUGAUGUAUGAUAGCCAAGGCCACCCUCCCCCCCUUCCCUCCUCCUCCCAGACCUCCUCCUCUUCCUCCUCCUCCAUUCCCAGAACAAACCGAAAUCAGGAUACACAACCAUACACACACAAGUCCACAUACAUUCCCACCCCAGCCAAAAAUAUAUUUAAAAAACCAUGAAAAAUAACAAAUUAACCGCAAACUAUCUACAACCCCCAACCACCAUCUACCAACAAGACCACCCCAAAAGGACCGCGUCGCCAACAGACAGACGCUGAUGCUGCGGGCAGAAAACAUAAAAGAGGUGACAAUUGUAUACUUUCUAGGACAAGCACGGCUUCUCCUUUCGGUUCCCACUGACCGGCACCCCACCUGCAUGACGAUUUAUUUGUAUCUGGGAAAAUAUUCUCUCUAGUUAAAAAUGAUUUUAAAAGCGACGACUAUACAAAACCCAAUCACCACCACGACGACAAGACGACAAAAGCAAAACAGACAAAAGGAAAAAAUAAAAUAAAAUCGCCAUCUCUGUUCUGAAUUUGUUAAGAAAAAAAAAAAGAAAGAAAAAAAGAACUCCUCGAGAGGGAAAUAGCAAAUGUUUCUCGCCUUUUGUUGCUCUCUCUCUCUCUCUCUCUUCUUUCUCUUCCUUCUCGCUGUUUUUAGUCCAAGUAUUGGUCAAACAAGAUGCAAUCUUCUGUUUUUUGUUCAGCAGACAAUCAUUUUCUUCGUAAGCACCUUUUUCUCUCCACUCUGUCACUGCCUGUGUGGGUACUGGUUAUAAAUGUGGAAAAAGAAUAGUUAUGACUGUAACAGAUUUUUAUUUUUAUUUCAAAAUUUUAUAUGAAUUAUGUAUAUCUUAAUGAUCGGUCAUUUUCCCAGUUUGUAAUAUAUGUGUAGAAAUUGCCUGUAUAUGAUAUUGCUUUUUCUCUCUCCCUUACUCUUUCUUCCUCGCUUCUCCCUCUUUCUUCCACCCUCCUUGCUCACCUGUCUCUUUCCUUUUGGGGGUUCUCCUCCCACUUAGUGUUCCUGGCGUUAACUUGGCAAUCAAGGCCUGGCGUGGUGGCCUGGGUUAGGAAGUGGGACCCCCCUUGCUGGCGAAAGCAGAGAGUGAGACUGUAGUAUUCUUAUGCAAAAGCUAUUUCAAGUAUUUCUUAGCAGCUAAGGAAGUAUCUCUCACUCCCUGUAGGGCGCUUUUACUGUUAUCUUAAACUGCGUGUUUAUCUAUAUGUAAAAACUUUCUAAAGCAAAUACAGUAUUCUCCAUUUUCUUAUCA